UAUUAACAUAAACGCAUGAUGUAUGUACAAAAUUAUAAAUAGAAUUCUAUCUUGAGAUUUGACGCGAGUUAUAGUCUCGAGUGAGUUCAAGAUUUUAUUAUCGCCCGAAGCUUCGCAAUUUACAUAUAAUUCCUAGUAUUUUUAAUUGCGUGACGUAAAAUCUAGUGAUCGACAACUGACUCGUCACUCUUGGACUCGUCAUAGAAAAUCGUUGCAUGAGUCAGUGGAAAUUCAGUCAUCGUGUUAGUGUAUGUACGUGGGUCAAUGUCAUAUAUAAUUAUUCUGUUUUUUUUUCUUUUUAUUAGGAUCGUUAUUGAGGAAUUAUUAUAUUUCAUAAUCAUUACCUCGAACAUCUGCGAUGUAAGGUAAUACAAUACGUGCGAUAUUGGUACCAAGAUGAGAUCUCGCAAAGUAUCGUGAUACACGGUUAUGAGAUGCAGCGCUUUCAGGAAAUAACUUAGGAGUGCGCCGGACGAUCGCGAAGACAGGAUGUGACAGGCGUGUGUCGUUUGACGUGAUAUUUGUCGCCGAACGGUGGAAUGACUUUUCCUUAACGUCGACGCAGGAAUAAUCUUUACGAUUAAUUAACGAAAAAGAAAGUGUUUUUUGAUGAAGUGCGCUCCAGGAAUUCGCAGCGUCCGCGCGCAUCGGUAUUAAUUUUGCAUAAGUGGGAAAUUCCGUUCGCCAGACGAGCGACCGUCACCCCGUGGAGAUUCGCAUUCGAGUUAUAAACGUCGAAUCGGCGCGCGUGGUCCGUCCCGUCCGCGGCCGUGGACGAGAGUGCCGUGGAGUAAAAUUGGUGAGGCAUCUCGGAUGGACCGAGGGGAAUCAAUUGUGACGUGUUGACCGGCAUAGGAUAUCGAAGGACAGCGGCGAUCCGCGCACCAAAAAGGAAGGGGGGUACUGGCCAGAUCCGGAGGAUGGUAUAAGAGAAGAAGGGAUACGAAACCAGCGCCAGUUAUAUUGACUUUCUUUUAAGCGACACGCGCGUUACACACGUACACUCCGCGGGAGGAUACACAUUAAAUUUCCACGAUGAGGCCACCGCUAGAAAUGCUACUAGUUAUAGUAGCGUUAGCUACGCACGCACGUGGACUCCCCUAUGGAGAACUGCCACCUCAAUUGCAGACACAAGACAAGCUCGUCUGGUAUGGUGACGAUCGUGUUUCUCAAGCUCAAAACAACGUCUAUCCUACUUACAAAGAUAACAUCGUCCCGCAACAAAUUGGCCAACCGCAAUUUAAUUGGGAUCAAUCGCAGCAAAUUGCCGCAGAUACAUUCCAAGGAUACGAAACGCAUGCUCUGUCAGAAUCGCAGAAGCAACUUAAUCCCGACUAUGCGUAUCAGUCUGAUCAAACGCUGCAGUAUCCUAGCGCCGUGGACGGCUUCACCAUCAGUUGCAGCGGUAAAAAUAAAAUCUGCGUGGCGAAAAGUCUUUGCAUCGACGGCUACGUGCACUCCCUGAAGCAAGGCUUUAUUCGGCCAGGACAGGUGCAGGAGUGCAAACUCAGCCACGAAGUCUGUUGUACCGUGCAAUACGAUUUGGAUAAUUCGCCGUACGAUCAAAUUAACACGGUGCCGAAGGACGAUCGGUAUCCGGACAAUCUGCAAUAUCCGGAGCCUACUUUGGAAAACGACGAGAAGUACUACCCGUACGGGGAAAAUAAUCAGGCGGACGUGACCAACUUGAAGCCUCCGCUAGAAAAUAACGCCGAGCUGCAAUCCCCGACAGACAAUGGAUACCAGACCGCUAAUCGGCCUCAUAACGACAACGUAAGGCCGAUCGAACCAAUCGAUUACAAUCAGAUACCUGCCGAUACGAAUCAACAGGAGCAGUACCAAACAGGCGGUACCAGUGAUAGCGAGCCAGUCUUCCCGGUAAAACCGAUCGCUACGAACUCCAAUCCCGCGGUCUUCCAAUUCACGGUUCACAUGGGAUGCGCGGCCGCCCUGCUCUGCGUAGAAGAGCAGUACUGCACGUUAGAAGGAAUGAUUAGUCCGCAACCAGUUGCUCUUACCAGCAAUCAGCUCCUGCGACGCGUUCCGUUAAGUAGCUGCAGAAUCUCGGAGACCGGGGCGAUCGGCAAAUGUUGCCGCGACCCGAACUACGUGGACCCGUGGCCGACGGGCAAUCUACCGGCCAACUACACCGGCGGCUUCGACGAGCAGGGCUUCCCGACGUUUCUGAACAUCGCGAAGGUGCGUCCGCCGAAGAAGCCGGUCACGCAGCCGCCCGUCAAAACGAUCCCCAGGCCGCCGGUCAGACCGCCCGUCGCGCCGCCGCAGAUACAGGAGGAGCUGCAGCCCACGAACGUCGUGCCCCUGGUGCCGGACGAUUCCGACCUGAUCCCGCAACGCGUGCUACCAAUCUCGACCCAGAUCCCGAUAGUGCCGCCGAUCACCACCCCCGCGCCGUUCAUCAAGAACGACCAAGACUCCAUUCCCAUCCUGCCGGAAUUGGAGUUGCCCAACAAUCCAUGUGGAGUGAGAAAUUACGGACAACGCCCGACCGGCUUCAGGGAGACCGACGCGGCAUUCGGAGAGAUUCCGUGGCAAGCGAUGGUCCUGUGGUCGGAGGAACGUAAGAUUUUGUGUUCUGGCGCGCUGAUAUCACCAGACAUCGUCCUGACAGCUGCCAGUUGCGUAAAUAGAUUUCCAGCGAGUGAACUGUCCGUGAAACUCGGAGAGUGGAAAUUGGGUUACGAACUUCCGCAGGAGGAGCCGCUGCCGUUCCAAAUCAUCAAUGUACAAACGAUCAAGUAUCAUCCGGGAUAUGUGGAGGGGUUACCCAGCAACGAUACCGCUAUGCUACUCUUGGAGCAUCCCGCGACAUUUAAUUUGCAUAUCAACACGCUGUGCCUUCCCGAUAACUAUCAGGUGCAAGGAACCUCGCAAUGCAUCGUGACAGGAUGGGGAAAGUCGAUAUUGCAAGCUCAUUACGCUGGUGCCAUCAUGCACAUGGUCGACGUGGAUCUUCUGACUCACGACGUUUGUCAAAAUCGUGUCUUGGGUACGGAGUCCAAUAUCAAUGUCGCGCAUAACAUAAUCUGCGGCAAAGCACACGAGGAGAACAAUAUGUGCCAGGCCGACAUCGGUGCGCCGCUGGCUUGUUACGACGGCAACGGAGCCUACCACAUCGCCGGGAUUUACAGCCAGGAUACCGGCUGCUUGCCCACAAAUCAGGUGGCGACAUUCACGCCGAUCGACAUCGCCUGGGUGAAACAGACUAUGUAUCCAUCCGAGCCUAAGAUAGACGCUAGCGAUGACGGCUACGAUUAUCAAAAGAGUAACUUACCAGCGGGUAACGAAUAUUUGCCACCAGUGUAAAGGUAAACGUGCAACGGUAUACAUUCAUACUGUUGUGUAGCGUAUUUCUUUUUUUAAUACUCACGCGAAAUGAUAGAACGAGGAAGGCGCGGCAAACGCACUCGCAUAAUACUCGACUUAGCGUAAUGCUGCAGAGAAUAAUUGGUGGCGUUUUAAUCGAUUUUUAUGCUAAGUCGCGAGAAAGAGUCGGAGAGAGCAAUCGUCGGGAGAAAACGAUUGUGCAUUACUGAUAAUCGUCGAUACUAAAUAUAGACUAAAGUACUUUACGCUUUUGAGUAUGUUGUUAUUCGGAAUUUUUACAAUAGAGGAAAACGCGAUAUAUAUACAUAUACAUAUAUACAACAUCAGAAUUUUAUUAGAGUGUAAACAGAACUCGACAUCAAAAUUCAGCAUUCCGAAACGAGGGAACUCCAAUUGACAAUAUGACAAUAAAAAGAAUACAUGAAUUUUUAGGUUUUAUAAACGCAAAUAUAUUUAUUUGCCUGGUGUAAUACAAAAAUAAUAUAAAUGUGUCUGUACAUAAUGGGGAACGUCGUAUAAACGUAUAUGCUUCUGCGAGUAAGAUUAAGCUACCGGGGGAAUCUGUCGAAGAAUUAUAUUACGUUUAAUAAAUAUUUGUUAAAGAA
Molecule: messenger RNA, 3953 nt
Organism: Wasmannia auropunctata (little fire ant)
Lineage: Eukaryota; Metazoa; Arthropoda; Insecta; Hymenoptera; Formicidae
Gene: scaf
Exons: 12
Coding region: 1036-3327 (763 amino acids)
Biological process (GO): proteolysis
Molecular function (GO): serine-type endopeptidase activity
Source: RefSeq, a predicted model, not a curated record